UACCUUUUAAGUGCUUUCGGUAAUUCCCAAAAGCCAAAAGAGAAAGGAAGUUGGUUAGUAUUUUUCGAUGAAACUUCCAAAACUGAAUCUAUUUAGUUUCAAAUUUGAGGAAAUUUAAUCUUCCUUCCAUCAGAUCAGGUUAUGUCGGAAUUGAUUUGGAGUAUUUGACGCUCCACUGGGUCACACCCCUGAUCCAAUUAGCCUUGUAGGAUCUACUGAUCAUCUAGUUAGUAACAACUGGAGUAUUUAACAAAACCAGUGGUAGGAAGUUUGUGCACAAAAAUAUGAAGUCAACUGCUGGAAGUUAUCCUGUGUCGUUGGCGGUGGUUAUCGGUGAUAAGGGAGCAUCGAAAAAGCAAAUGAGAGAUGCCAAAAAAGAAGAUAAUCAACUCCCAUCGUCUGUACGCGAGGUCCUUUCAAACAACGAUCUUUUGAUGGAAGUGUUACUAAGGUUGCCAUUGAUUUCUAUUCAUUUGUUCAAAUCUGUAUCUAGAGGUUGGUUAUCAAUCAUCACAGACCCUCAUUUUAGUGUACGCCGAAGCCAAAACCUUAACAUUGACCCCCCUACUGGCCUCCUUAUCCGGAAACCUCAAUCGUUCAUUCGGUAUGAGUUUGUGCCAUUGGAUACCAGAAUUCCUGCCAAAAAAUCACCAUUGCCCUUCACCUUCCCCUUUGGCUCCAAUGUUGAGAUCCUGCAGUCCUGCAACGGUCUGUUACUUUGUUGUGACAAGACUAAGGGUAAUACGUUUUACGUGUACAAUCCAUCUUUUAAUCGGUUUAGGAGGCUUCCACAAGUCCAUUCUAAUCGGGUUAACCGGUUUAGUCUAUUUGAUAGUAUGAAACUGGCUUUUGAUCCCGUGAAAUCAUUUCAUUACAAAGCUGUGUAUGCCGAAGACAUACAUACCCGUUUUGGUUCCUCCUACAUUCAAAUACAGACUUACUCUUCAAAAACAGGCGUUUGGAGGGUUUGUGAGGAACAGUUUCCCCUUCAUAGUUUUAUAGGAUUUUAUCGUGGAACAUAUUGGAAUGAUGCUAUUCAUUGGUUAGAUACUGCGAAUGGGGCUUCGCAUUUCAAAUUAGAUAUACAAGAUCUGUUAUUAACAAAGAUACAAACCCCUGUAGCUAUGGAUAAUGAGGUGCAUUAUGAUCACAAGUUGUUUGUGUCUUCUGGUCAUCUGAUUUUUAUUUGUAUGGUCUCUGCUCGUUGUCGGCAGUUAAAUGUUUAUGAUAUGAUGAAUGGGAAUUCUGGGUGGUCAUUAAAGUACGUUGUUAAUCUUGAUGAUGUCAUGAUGCUAUUCCCUACAAGCUGGAUUUUGUCUGGUGAUAAACAGUUUUUUUGUGUUCGGUGUGUCAUGUUGGGAAAUAGAGAAGAAGACCCGCUCAUUGUCAUGGAAGUAUUUGGAAAGGUUAUUGAAUACAAAAUCAUGUUAAACACUGUCCGUAAGAUCGAUGAUUUGGGAUCUACAUCUACUGGCUCGUCUGCAAUGAAACCUAGUAACUUUGACAGCUUUGAGUUCAUUGCAUCUUUUGCUGGUGUGUGAUUAAACUUUAUGUUUGAGGUACUCUGAUUUUUGUGUUACAUGGUCGCUUGGUGAAACCCAUUGCUCAAGAGAUUCUCUAACGAUACUUUAUGUAAUGCCCUAAGCUUACUGAUGAGCAUGAGGAUCAGGUACCCGAACGAGGUGUUGGGAAGGUAUGAUAGUAUGUUAGUUAUGGUAUCUCAUUAAGUGAUAAUUGUGAUAAAAGGCACUUGUAGUUUGUGAAGUGUUGUUGUAAUCGUUUAGACUUAACAACUGUUAAUGAUUGUUUGUGCUUAAUGAUGCAUUUUCAAGCAAAA
This is a messenger RNA of Erigeron canadensis, 1837 nucleotides long. RefSeq names its product F-box protein At5g07610-like. NCBI's taxonomy places the organism in Eukaryota, Viridiplantae, Streptophyta, Magnoliopsida, Asterales, Asteraceae. Bases 285 to 1541 code for a protein of 418 amino acids. Gene Ontology annotation, molecular function: protein binding. The transcript is spliced from 2 exons. The record is from RefSeq and is a predicted model, not a curated record.